AAUAUGACUUAUAGAUGACAUAAUAAAAUAUUAAAAUAAAAGUGGUGCUUUUUUAUUUUAUUGUAGUAAAAUAUCUAUAAUAUUUUGUGUGUACUGAUACCGACAACGAUAUUUAUAAAUUCGAUUGAAAUUCCGCAAUUAUGGGAGGAAAAACAUACUGCCAAACUUGUAAGAAAAAAUGUUCUGGUGAAGUGUUACGCGUACAAGAUAAAUAUUUUCACACUAAUUGUUUUAAAUGUAAAGUGUGUAAAAAUUCAUUGGCGCAGGGUGGUUUCUUUUCAAAAGAUGGUGAUUAUUAUUGCACAGCUGAUUAUCAACGGAAUUAUGGCACAAAAUGUGCCGCAUGUAAUGAUUAUGUUGAGGGGGAAGUAGUGACUGCAUUAGGUAACACGUAUCAUCAGAAAUGUUUUACGUGUGCACGAUGUAGACAACCAUUCCCUUCCGGUGAGAAGGUCACCUAUACUGGUAAAGAGGUGUUGUGCCAGAAAUGUGUUCAAAUACCUGUACGAGACACAAGCACUCCACAAACAAGUCCAACAUCAAAUAAUCCUAAUGCUUGUGCGGGUUGCCAAGAGGAAUUAAAAGAGGGUCAAGCCUUAAUAGCAUUAAAUCGACAAUGGCAUAUAUGGUGUUUUAAAUGUGGAAGUUGUCAAAUGGUUUUACAUGGUGAAUAUAUGGGCAAAGAUGGUAUACCAUAUUGUGAACGUGACUAUCAGAAACAUUUUGGUGUGAAGUGUGCAUAUUGUAAACGUUACAUUUCUGGAAAAGUGCUUCAGGCUGGUGAAAAUCAUCAUUUUCAUCCAACUUGUGCAAGAUGCAGCAAAUGUGGUGAUCCAUUUGGCGAUGGCGAAGAAAUGUAUUUACAAGGUGGUGCCAUUUGGCAUCCACGAUGUGGCCCAGGACCAACUGAAAAUGGUAUUGCUGUAAAUGGUGUUAAUGGUGUUAAUGAAACAAAUGGACAUUGUACAGACACUGAAUCACGUACUGGUGAUCAUUCAGCCAAGGAAUUUGAUCGUAUGAGUAGUUCGGGUGUCAGUGAAAUGCAGUUUUCAAUGCGUUCACGUACACCAAGUUUAAAUGGCUCUAUCUACAGCCCUUACCCUCCUAGUAGUUUGUCUAGAAAGCAUCAAAUACAUUAUAGAAGUACAUCACCAGGACUUGUACUUCGUGAAUAUAAUAAAUCCGGUGGAUUAAGUGAAGAUAUAUCUCGGAUUUAUACAUACAGCUAUUUAACAGAAGAACCAACUCAAGGUUAUUUAAAACGCCCAAUAGAUCCUUACGAUAAACCACCAACUUCGCCACAUUUCCAUCGGCCAACAUCUGCAAAUUCUUUACGCGGAAGUUCAGCCAGUGGAAGAUAUUCAUCAAAAUCUGGUUCAAAAUCAGGAAUGCGUGUGUUAGUUGAUACAUUUAGAACUGAAACACCUCGACCAAAAUCGCCACAUAUGAAUAAUGAAGAACCAAUUGAGUUAGCACAUUUCCCAGCAGCGAAACCACCAAAACCUGGUGAAAAAUCAAAAAUUGAACGUGAUGAUUUCCCAGCUCCACCGUAUCCAUACACUGAUCCAGAACGUAGACGCCGUUGGUCUGACACUUACAAAGGUGUACCAAGUUCCGAUGACGAAGACGAAGUCGAUGCUAAAAAUAAUGAAUCCGAAUGCGAAGAUCCGAAAUUAAAACGGGAAGAACAAGAAUUAGAAAAAAUAGCGACAGGUAUUGGAAAAGUAUUUUUACAAAAUGUACGUGAGCGUGAAAAAAUUCGACAAUGGAAAGCUGCACAUUUAGAUCCAAGAAACGCCUCGAGAACACCUUCAGCUAAUAAGGAACCAUGCUAUCGAUUACGUUACGAAUCACCAAUUGGUGCAAGCCCUUCACGUAACUUAGAUCAUUCAACAAGACAGUUUGAAGAUGAAUAUUUUGAUCGUUGUUCAACCUAUCGUUCAUCAGUGGGACGAUCUGUUGGUCAAAUUCCUAGUUAUAAUGUGGUGAGUGCACUGCGGCAAGUUCCCAAACCGGGGUAUGGUCUUGCUCCAGCCCCACGCUCUCACACAUUCAGUACCACGGCUGGUAGCUGCUCGGCUAUACCUGGUGAUUAUUCAUUUAGCGGAUUAGGCGAUAAAACACACAGUACGGAAUUUAGUAGCGGAAAAUCAGACAUUUCCGGUGGUUCCAUCACUGAUGUGGAAAGGCGUGCUAUGACAACUGAAAUGCCAGUUUCAACAACAUAUACUGGAAAUCUCGGGGGAUUUACUGGACCAUAUGCUCCACAUAUUAGACGUUCACUGCCGAAUAUGGCCCACUCUAUGCUUAUUAAUGAGCCAGCUAAAAUAUAUCCUUACCAUUUAUUGCUUAUAACGAAUUAUCGCCUUCCUCAUGAUGUUGACCGGUGCAAUUUAGAGCGGCACUUAUCAGAUGCAGAGUUUGAGGCGAUAUUUCAAACCAAUAGAACUGAAUUUUAUAGGUUACCACAAUGGCGUAGGAAUGAAAUUAAACGACGUGUGCGAUUGUUCUAAUUUUCUAUUAAAAUUUAUGCGUUCAACUCAUUUUGUCAUUCACAAACACCCCGGGUUCUUAACCAUUUCACCUGAUACAAUUCUUUUUCAUGUUUCAAGCUACUUUCUUAUCUAAAUUUUAUAUGUAGUGUUAAACAAAACAAAAAAAAAAAACUAUUUUAAUUUAUGAUACAGACCA
This is a messenger RNA of Chrysoperla carnea, 2691 nucleotides long. RefSeq names its product actin-binding LIM protein 3 (gene Unc-115a). The transcript is spliced from 15 exons. Gene Ontology annotation, biological process: lamellipodium assembly; cytoskeleton organization. Lineage: Eukaryota; Metazoa; Arthropoda; Insecta; Neuroptera; Chrysopidae. The record is from RefSeq and is a predicted model, not a curated record. Gene Ontology annotation, molecular function: actin filament binding. Gene Ontology annotation, cellular component: actin cytoskeleton. Bases 141 to 2513 code for a protein of 790 amino acids.